Messenger RNA from Canariomyces notabilis, 2772 nucleotides. RefSeq names its product ARM repeat-containing protein. The transcript is spliced from 2 exons. The record is from RefSeq and is a predicted model, not a curated record. Gene Ontology annotation, cellular component: microtubule plus-end; spindle pole body; spindle pole. Gene Ontology annotation, biological process: mitotic spindle organization; establishment or maintenance of microtubule cytoskeleton polarity; microtubule polymerization. The coding region runs from base 1 to 2772 and encodes 923 amino acids. Lineage: Eukaryota; Fungi; Ascomycota; Sordariomycetes; Sordariales; Chaetomiaceae. Gene Ontology annotation, molecular function: microtubule plus-end binding; microtubule plus end polymerase activity.
AUGGCCGAGGAAGAGGAUUAUAGCUCGUUGCCUUUGACGGAUCGCUGGGUGCACAAGGUAUGGAAGGUACGAAAGCAGGCGUAUGAAGAGGCGGCAAAAAUCUUCGAAAAGACUCCCGAUGAAUACGACCCGGCCUUCCGGCCCUUCACUCAAGACCCCAGUUUGUGGAAAGCAGCGGCUGCAGAUUCCAACGUCGCCGCACAACAGGAAGGCCUUGCUGCGCUUUGCGCCUUCCUAAAGUUCGGCGGUCGCGACGGCGCGGUUCGAGCUCGGCAACAAGCAGUAACACCGAUAGUUGAGAAAUGCCUGUCGUCUACCAGAGCGGCAACGAAAGCGUCAGCUGUCGAGGCUUUGCUUCUCUUUGUCGAGGUCGAUGUGCCCGGCCCUGUAAUCGAAGACAUUUUACCGGCGCUCUCCAACAAGCAGCCCAAAGUGGUCGCGGCAUCCCUCGCAGCCUUGACGCAAAUCUACCACAACUAUGGCUGCAAGACGGCGGAUCCGAAGCCGGUACUCAAAAUCUUGCCAAAGGUGUUCGGCCAUGCAGACAAGAAUGUCAGAGCAGAAGCAACAAACUUGGCUGUUGAGUUUUACCGAUGGCUUCGCGAGGCGAUGAAGCCAAUGUUUUGGAACGACCUUAAGCCGACGCAGCAGAACGACCUCGAGGCUCAGUUUGAGAAGGUCAAGGCAGAAGGACCUCCCAAACAAGAGCGCCUGUUAAGGUCACAGCAAGAGGCACAGGAGCGUGCACCAGCCGCGGGCGACGGGGAGGGCGCCUAUGAUGACGGCGAAGGGGACGCUGAGGAACCGGGAGAGAUCGAUGCGUUUGAUCUGGCUGAGCCACAAGACGUUGUGGGCAAGAUUCCCAAGGAUUUCUACGACAACUUGGGCUCGUCCAAAUGGAAAGAGAGGAAGGAGGCAUUGGAAGCUCUCUACGCGCUCGUCAACGUACCCCGUAUCAAGGACGCGGAUUUCGGCGAGAUCAAUCGCAGCCUGGCCAAGUGCAUGAAGGAUGCCAACAUCGCGGUCGUAACCCAGGCAGCCCAAUGCAUUGAGAUGCUUGCCAAGGGCCUGCGAAAAGGCUACGCCAAGUACCGCAGCAUCGUGAUGCAGCCGAUCUUAGAGCGACUAAAGGAGAAGAAGCAGACGGUGGCUGAUGCUCUUGGCGCCGCCUUGGAUGCCGUGUUUUUGUCAACCGAUCUGAGCGAGUGCCUCGAGGACAUCACGGCGUUCCUUGUCCACAAAAACCCCCAAGUCAAGGAAGGCACCAUGAAGUUUCUUGUCAGGUGCCUGCGAACGACAAGAGAUGUUCCCAGCAAACCGGAGAUCGCCGGGAUGGUUGAGUCCGCAAAAAAGCUGCUUUCAGAGUCAAGCGAGGCCCUUCGCUCGGGAGGCGCCGAAAUACUGGGCACCAUUAUGAAGAUCAUUGGCGAGCGGGCCAUGGCCGCUCACCUCGAGGGUUUGGACGACAUCCGGAAGGCAAAAGUCAAGGAGUUCUUUGAGACAGCCGAGGUCAAGGCCAAGGACAAACCCAAACCGCCGCCGCCCGCGGCCCGUGCACCCCCUCCCAAAAAGGUUAUGGGCGGAGGCAUGAAGAAAGCACCUGCAGGAGUCAAGAAGCCUGCGGCUGCUGCUCCCGCAUCUCCCACAGAGCCCGCCCCGGCCCCUGCCCCUACCCAGGCCCAGCCUCCCCGCGCCGGCCCGGGAAGCAAGCUCGGUGUACCUAAACCUGGCUUGGGUGGACUCAAAGCUCCUCAAAAGCGCAACCUCGCCGCCCCUGGCUUAUCGUCCCCGCGGCGACCCGCACCAGAACCGGCGCCUUCUGUAGAAGAGGAGCCACCGACAUCACCGGUCGCCUCAAAACCCGCUCCCCGCGUAGGUCUGGGCCGUGGUGGCCUUGCCGCCCGCUCGCUUGCCAAACCUGCCGCGCCAUCCGUACCCGCCGCGCCGCCGUCGCCAACUUCUACAUCUGGCCUCACGCAUCUGGAGCGUGCUGAGCUUGAGGAGCUUCGUGCCGCCAACGAGCGCCUCUUGCGCCAGCUCGAGGAAUCUCGACAUGAGCGAUCCAAGCUUCACUCGGAGAUCCAGGAGCUCAAAAACCAAAAUGCGAGCUUGAUUGAGGAUCACACGAGGGACGUUCUGUCGAUCAAGGCCAAGGAGACGCAAUUAGUUCGGGCGCGCAGCGAUGCCGAGGCUGCUGAACAGACAAACGAACGGUUACGACGCGAACUCGACCGGUUGAAACGUGCAUUAGCUAAGGCUGAGGCGUUCAAUGCCGGUACCGGCCCCGGCAGUCCAGGUUCGCCAAACCUUGGAUUCAGGACUAUGAGUCCAACCCAUGACGACGCUGGUAUCUUCCGUGACGGCGGGAUGCCAGCCAGUGCCAAUAGGAACCGCAUGAGCUUCGCCAGCACAUUCAGCGAGGAGAAGGAAAACGGAGAUAACAUGAUGCCCCACCCACUGAGCAAAGUUACCCCGGAUCUCAGGUACGCCGGCAGCGCAGCGAGUAGUGGUCGUGGCAGCCCGGCCAGGGGUUACAGGAGAGAUGUUGCCACGGACGAUAGCCAACCUCGCACUGUCGACAGCCACGCCGACAGGUCUGGCAGCAGGGCCGGCAGCCGCGCUGGUGGCAGGACGGCGGAUGCGAGCUCCAACGUGCCCAGUUCGGGCAUGGAGAGUUGGAAGCGAGCCGCUGAGGUCACGAGCCAAUUGAAAGCCCGGAUCGAGCAGAUGAAGGUAUGUUCCCUGCACUGCCAUUUGACGAGUGCAACCUGA